Saprolegnia diclina VS20 is the source of this 7475-nucleotide messenger RNA. RefSeq lists its product as hypothetical. The record is from RefSeq and is a predicted model, not a curated record. NCBI's taxonomy places the organism in Eukaryota, Oomycota, Saprolegniomycetes, Saprolegniales, Saprolegniaceae. Gene Ontology annotation, molecular function: DNA binding. The coding region runs from base 38 to 7375 and encodes 2445 amino acids. The transcript has 6 exons.
GCGACCUUGAUGCUGGAGAGUUCGCUGGCCCGCGAGAAUGAACCCGCAGGACCGCGCGCUGUGGGGCCUCCGGCCCUGCGUGAGCGCGUCCAAGGCCCGGGACAUGCUCGCGCUCGAGGACUUUGCCAAGCUCUUCCGCAACGAGGUGCUCAACAUGGUCAGCGCCUUCCUCGCCGACCGCCACUACUCGUUCGCAGGCUUCAAGGGCGCAUGGAAGGCGCAUGGCCUCUCGCGCAUGUACCAGAUCGACUUUGCCACGGUCGCGCGCCCCGAGAUUGUCCACAUGAUGCUGCGCGAGGCCUUGGGUCUCCUCAUCGAGUCGAUUCUUGCCUGCCGCCAUGGCACACGCGAGCGCCAAGACCAGUACGUCGUCGACGCCUUGCGCCUCAAGGUGCUCGGCCAUACGUUCACGCUCUACACGGUCUACCACUGCCAAAGCACGCCCAUCAAGCAAAAGAUCCUCCUCGACAUUGAGUCGGCCAUGCACAUCUCCUUGGCGCAAACCUGGUGCGACGCCUGGGGCGUGCAGUACCCGGACGCAAGCCACGAAGCUCAGACCAUGUUGGUGCGCUUGGACCGCGACCACGCCUUUCUUCGAUGCAUGCAUGGGUACAGCUGGGUGCGCCGCGCGUCGUUCACCGCGCCGCCGCCGGCCGAGCCGGACGAGAUCCCCGAGGUCUUGGCGCCCUUUGAGCCGCUGGAAUUUGACUUGGCGCUCAAGCAUCUCCACGCAAGCUACCAGGAACACAUGAAGCCUUUCCGACCCAAGCCAGGCGCGCCCUCGGCCCGACUGGCUCGACCGACGAUACGCAUUCCGACGAUGCCGCCCGCGCCCAAGCAAGACGAGCUCGAUGCAUUCAUGGACAAGUUUGAGCAAGCAUUUGAGGAGAUGCGCGAGGCGGCUGCUGCGGCCAAUUUGGUGGAAGGCAUGAACCUCGAAGCGCUGGCCUUUGGCGAUAUGCCCGAUGCGGACGGCGUAAACGAGCUCCCCGCGUUUGACGUGCCAGACGACGCGGCAUCCGAGGCAUCCGAGGCACCCGAGACGAACGCUGACGACGAUACGGCUGCCCGCGACGACGAGGUGGAUCAUGGUUUCGAGUAUGAACCAGAGGACAACGGCAUCGACUACGACGCUGAUGACAACGGUAUCGACCACGACAACGACGACAACGACGACGGCAGUCGCAGCGCGCAAGAUGUUGCCGUAGCGUCCGUGGGCGCACUCCGACGCGAGGCCCUUCAGCAGCUUGAGGCAGAACUCGAGGCCGAGCUCGAAGCCGAGCCUGAGAGGCAGCCGUUGGCACACGGGACGAACGGUGGUGACGACGACGAUGACGACGUUAUGGGCAUGCUGCUCUCGGACGGGUCCGAUUCGGACGUCGACCAACACGCGCCGUCGACGCCCGAAGUGGCUGCUCAAGGGCUUGUCGCCAUGAGUGGCGGUGGCACGCGAACCACGGAUCCUGCGCCGCCGUCGGAACCGACACCAGUCAACGCGAGCGUCGUGCCCGAGCAAAGCGCCGCGAGUGCGGUACCGGUGGCCACAGACUUGUCGCUCUCGGACGACAGCGAUGCCGCGCCGACAACGACUGCCUCAGCGGUGCCUCUUGCCGGUGAUGACCGGAGGGCUCCGACCCGACUGGACUUGGACGCGGAGUUGUCCUUGUCGGACGAUAGCGACGAGGCAUCGGCGCCGCAAGUCGCCGCUGCCGCUGCGAGUACUCGUCCCCAAACGCCGUCAGCGGACCAAAUGCCCAAUGGAAGCAUCGACUUGGACGCCGAGCUGUCCUUGUCCGACGACAGUGACGCCGCGCCAGUACCGCAAGUCGCCCCUGCCGCUGCGAGUACUGGCCCAGCGGACCAAAGGCCCAGCAGAAGCAUUAACUUGGAUGCCGAGCUGUCCUUGUCGGACGACAGCGACGUCGCACCGGCGUCGAAAGCUGUUGCUGUGACCCCUACUGGCAGUGACAAGCCGCCUCCGACCCGACUGGACUUGGACGCCGCAUUGUCCUUAUCAGAAGAUAGUGACGAGGCACCGGCGCCGUUGCCCCUCACAACUGUCGUCACCAAAAAUGUCGUGUCAAGACCGAUGGCCGUGAUCGAUGGACCUAUGUCGGGGGUUGCAGUCGCCUCGAGCACAGCGGCAUCCGCCUUCAACUUGGACGCCGAGCUGUCGUUGUCGGACGACAGCGACGACGCAGACGCGCUUGCAACUCAUUCCAAAUCAGCAAGCGCCUUACCUCCACCUCUCGGUCGCGAGAACGUUGCGCUCGAGCCCAAAGCGACCAACCAAUAUCGCGUACCGUCGGUGGAGACCGUCAACUUGAGCGCAGAGCUGUCGCUUUCAGAUGAGAGCGACGCCGCGCCGACGCCCGAGGCAACGACGACAAGAGGGAUGGUCGUCAACGCCGCCAUGCCUCCAGCGGAACGCGCGAAUGCUCCGUCCGCAACGUUUGCCGUGUCCGCCACCGCCGCAGCCAACGUAGACCUCACCGCGACGCUGUCAUCCGGUAGUGACGGUGCUGCAAGAACGAGCACGGGAACCAGCUCGCCACGACAACGCGCGGCUGGCGUGAUCGACAGUCAUGCGACCUUGUCACCCUCCGAGAGCGGCGAAGCUCUCGUGUCGCAGCCCAAUGCACCCGUCGCGGUCAACCUCGACGCCGCGUUAUCUCUCUCUGACGACAGCGACGCGGCGCAAGCAUCAGCAGAGCCUGUCGAAGAAGUCGUCGCGUCGCAAGAAGCUGUCUCCGCAAACGACGAGCCCGCAAUCUCGGUAGCCAGCCCCAACACCGUCGUUGAGGCAGCAGCGCCUAGCUCAGUGGUCCCUGGCAGUGAAACUAUGGAUGCGACCGCGUCCGUCUCAAUAAGCAACGCGGAUCGAUCGCAACCGAGCGUCUCGAGCACCCCACGACAAGGCCUCGCGACGUCUGGUUCACCGGCGCGAGCGGACAACAACGAGAGAGCGUCGACGCCGACGCGCCGACCAAAGUCGACACCGGUACCGGCGCGGUCGUACAUUGCUGUCGACGCAGUCGACUCAUUGCCGGCGUCUUCAUCAUCAUCAUCGUCGCCAUCGUCGUCGUCGUCGUCGAGCUCCUCGGACUCGGACGACAUGCUGGUAGCGGAUCUCGAGCUCGGCGUCGUAGAGGCCAACGACAUGGCACCCAUCAUUGAGUUGCAUGCAGCGGCGGCUUUGGAUUCGGUCGAAGCGCAAGCAGAUGCUACUGGCCACGGUACGCCGGCCCCGCACGACGACGAAAUCGCGUGCGGAAGCUCCGAGGGGAGUGCCGACAUCUCGCUCUCGGACGACGACUCAGAGUUUUCCGACGAUGGCUACGAGAGCGACCGCCGCCCGAUCGAGCACGAGUACGCACCGGACGUUGCGCUGGUGGACGCCCCGAUGAACUACUACUCGUCCAGCACCGCCACCGAGUACUCGGACAUUGAGGUGGCUGAAGUACCCGCCUUUGCACCACACGCCUCGUUCGAGCUACCGUCGCGGCUCGUCGUUGAGGACGUGCGGCCGGUCGUUGAGAACGUGCAGCCGGUCGUUGAGGACGUACAGUCGGUCGUUGAACAAGUGCCACCGGUCGUUGAACAAGUGCCGCCGGUGGAGCGCGCGGAUGUAGCCCCGCCGAUGUUUGUUCCGUACAGCGGCGUCGAUCACACGGGCGCUCGCAUCCCCGGGACACUGCCAUCAUCGUCGUCGGAAGCAGACGAAGAGGAUGAAGAGGAUGAGAAUGAUGAAUACGACUUUGGCGGCGGUUUGUCGGGUGAUGACGGACCCAACGGUGCGGAUCCGGUGCCCGACGUCGGCGUCGAAGAAGUGGCGGCCGUGUCAACGGUACCCGCAGACACCGCCGAUGUCGCCGCGGCAAGCCACUCGCCGCUUCGCCCGCUUGACGUUGCAGCGGUGACGACCGCAACGCCGUCGACGCAGGUGCCCGAAGCAAGUCCGCUGCCAGAGCUCGAGUUUGUGAUCCAAGUGCCGGCGCUCCCACGGUUGGCCCAUCUUGCAUCGCCAGUGAUUGGCUACGGCGAUGCGAGCGGUCAUCCGCGCGACGGCUCGGACAGCAGUAGCAGUGACGACGACAGCAGCAGCGACGACAGCAGCUCGAGCUCUUCAUCGGCAGUGUCCGUGGCGUCUCGGCGGUCACACACAAGCAGUACUGUCCACGCAAGAACACUGUCGGAGCCCCAAGCACCGUCCCGGCCACCGACAACCAUGGCAGCAUCUCGGGGUGUCGCACCGAUGCAUUCCAAGACUGCUCCAUCGUCGGCCGUCAACUUGAACGCAGACCUGUCGCUGUCUGACGACUCGGACGACGAUUUCGCUGCCGAGCUUGAGCAAGAGACACUACCCGUGGCAUCGCCAGAGCGACAGCAAGGGGCCGCCGGUAAGAAGGCAGUUGCGCCGUCGACGAAGCGUGUUAUUGAACCUCCGCGCCGAUUAGCAAGCGUGGCCAAGGCAGCGACAAGCGCAUCACGUCUCAACUUGGACGCCGCUCUCUCCUUAUCCGACGACUCAGAUGCGGACUUUGCCGCCGAGCUGGAGGCCGAGACCGCCGCAAAGUCGCCAGUGACGACCCCGCGGCGUGUGCCAGCAACCGCAGCAGCCUCGUCAUCUACAUUCAACUUGGACGCGGAGCUCUCGCUCUCCGACGACUCAGACUUUGCCGCGUCUCUUGAGCGUGGCAACGUCAAGAAGACACCAGUGGCGACCGCACCGUCAGCUUUGAAUUUGGAGGCCGAACUCUCGCUGUCUGACGACUCGGGCGAUGCGCACAAAGCGCCACCGGCAGGCGCCAACGUGGCGUCCGGCGCUGUUGAGAGCAGCGACUCGGAUGCGUCGUUUCUCGCCGAGCUGCAUCGAGACAGUCCGCCGCCGCCGCCAGCCAAGCGAGGUCGUGGCCGCCCGCGAAAGCAGCCUGUAGCUUCGAUGGGUACUCCCGUGCGCAAGCGGCCGAGCCCAAGUACCGAGAAGCCCAAGCGCGGAAGAAAGCCGGGGAAAGCAAAGUCGCCUCCACGCUCUGCGCCAAGCAAAGUAGCCCUCGAUGAGGAACUGGCUCGGGAGCUCAUGGCAACAACACCACGUAUCCAAACGGCCGCGUUGGCAGAUACGCUGUCGGAGCUCGAGGACGAACUCGAGAGGGAGCUCAUGGCGCUGCCACCGCCAUUGGUUGCGCCACCGAAGGAGCGCCUGCGUGCACCACCCGUGGUCGACCGCCGCAGCACACCCGUCGCCCGCGUAGCGUCGACGGCAAUGGAGGACCGAUUUGCACCUGUCAAGACUACGCCGUGGAAGGUCUCGGGCGCGGCCCGGCCACCGCGACUCGGUACUGCGGCCCCUCCACCGUCGACGUCGCCCGGACCCGUGCAACCUCCUGUCGCAUUGGCGCCUCCACCGUCGACAGCGCCAGUAGGACCGGCUAUCGCGUCGACGCCAACGCUGUCGACCCCUCGCCCGGAGGCAACGUCGAUCGCGUCGACGGGCGUUCCUCGAGCUCCGGUGCAAGUGCAACUGGCUGCCACGGUACCGCGUCCUGUGCCGGUGGAUAUGUCGCAGCAGCACGUCAGUCAACCACCGAGUCCUACCGCCGCCCGAUUGCCGCCUAGCCAACGACAGUUGCCGGCUGUGCCUACACCGUCCGUGUCUCUACCUUCACAGUCCGUGCCUCGACCGGGACCGCCUCGACUCGGACCAUCGCAACCUCUGCCAGGCCCACCUCGACUAGGACCUUCGAAAGCGCUUCCGGGACCUCCUCGACUGGGUGGCGUGGGUCCGCCACAAGCCGCUGCUUCGCGACCGGUGCCCGCCCCUCGAGCACCCGCGCCAGUGGUAUCUCGACCGACAAAUCCAUCCGUCGAUCGCGGCUCGAUUACAAAGGCUGUCGUGCAACCGACGUCGCAGCGCGCACCGUCGGAACCGGCGACUGCGCCGGUCGUGCGACAGCCACCAGCGUCGUCAACUGUCCGACCAACGUCAGUGCCACGACGCCCGGCGGCAUCGGCGCCACCUGUGACGACUGUCCCGUCGUUUGUGCAAGCCAUCAAGAAGAUGGGUGCAACGGCUCGACCGGUGGCCGCCACGGCUACCGAGGAUACGUCCGAUUCGGAUGGUCUUGAUGCACUUGAAGCCGAGCUUGGCGUCACAAAAGCUGCGCCCGUGAAACGAAAAGCACCGACGCCGGCACCGACGCGCGUCGUCAAGCCACGACCAACGCCAGCAUUGACGCGGACAGCUCCUGCUGCAACACCUCGGACUGUUGUCGCUGCAACGUUGCCACAGCGCGUCGACGGCAGUGACGACGAUUCCGACGGUUUGGGUGCUCUCGAAGCGGAGCUUGGAUUGAAGCGGUCGACGCCGGUGCUGCCUCCGCCCAAGGCCCGAGCAGCACCAAAGGCCCGAGCCGCACCAAAGGCUCAAGCAGCGCCAAAGAUCCGAGCAGCGCCAAAAGAACCCAAGCCUCGAAAGGCGCCGGUACGCAAGGCCCCCGAGCAGCGCAAGCCACGUGUGCCGGUUCAGGCCGUCGUCUCAGAGGACUCGGAUGGACUUGACGCGCUAGAAGCGGAGCUUGGCCUUUCGUCCGCCGCUGCAAAACCAGCUCGCAGCGUCAAGAGUGCACCGCGACAAGCGCCAGCGCCUCGAACGCCGGUCGUGGUGCAGCCGAUGACGGUCGCAUCCGACUCGGAUGGUCUUGGCGACCUUGAAGCCGAGCUCGGGAUUGCUCCAACGGUAGUAGUCGUGCAGAAGAAGCGCGGUCGACCUCCAAAGGCCAAGUCGUUGGGCGCCAGUAGCAGUGCCGACGUCAGUGCGCCAAAGAAGCGAGGACGUCCGCCAAAGCCAAACCCUCUUACGACACCGAUGACGGUCGGAACGACACCGCCUGCCGUCCCGCAGCCCAAGAAGCGCCUGCCCAAUGCCAACACAGCACCGGCGCCUGCAGCGCGAGCUGAUGUCUCGGACUCGGACGACGAUGGUCUGGAUGCGCUGGAAGCUGAGCUCGGUCUCCCGUUUGCGCCCCAAGGUCGACCAGCGACGACGGCAACUCCGACUGCCCGAGCCCCAACGAAGCGCCCACUCAAGACCACGUUGUCGUCACUGCCUUUGCACGAAAAUGACAAAGGGCUUGCGGCUCUCCAAGGCGAGCUUGGGACGCCAUCUCGGAAGCGAAAGCUACCGACACCAGCACCUGCGCGACGGGUGAAACCAAAGGCAGCUACGAGCCGGGUCGCCAAGACGCCAGCGUUAGCCAAGACGUCAGUUCCGGCACUUAGGACACCAGCGCCAGGACCCAAUGCGCCAGCUCCAACAGCAGUCGACUCGGACGACAGUGGUCUCGAUGCCCUCGACGCCGAGCUCAAUUUGUAGUUUUAGCACAUGAUGACACAACACAAUUUUGCGAUCUUCCGAGGCGCGCACCGAUUGGCUGAAAUACUGUCUAAUACGUGUCGCUGAUUGGCUACCUUGA